Entamoeba dispar SAW760 is the source of this 2295-nucleotide messenger RNA. RefSeq lists its product as uncharacterized. The transcript has 2 exons. Gene Ontology annotation, cellular component: IRE1-TRAF2-ASK1 complex. The record is from RefSeq and is a predicted model, not a curated record. Gene Ontology annotation, biological process: protein phosphorylation; IRE1-mediated unfolded protein response; intrinsic apoptotic signaling pathway in response to endoplasmic reticulum stress. Gene Ontology annotation, molecular function: protein serine/threonine kinase activity; ATP binding; RNA endonuclease activity. Bases 1 to 2295 code for a protein of 764 amino acids. Lineage: Eukaryota; Evosea; Mastigamoebida; Endamoebidae.
AUGCAUGAAGCUAAAAAUGGAGAAUUGAUGUGGUUAAGUCAACAACUUGAUCCAUUUAUUAAAACAAAUUCAGAAGAAAUUUUAUUACCAUCAAUCGAUUCAUCAUAUUCAUUAUUUGAAUUUGAUUCAUCAAAUGGUGAAUUUAAAAAAUUUAGUUAUUCCAUUAAAAAUAUUUUUGAGAAUAGUCCAUUUGUUUUAUACAAUAAAGAAUAUAUUACUUAUCGAUUUAUUCAUCGAUAUGGAUUUGAUUUAGAUUCAGGAAUGAUUUGUAAAGACAAUUGUAGUUCGUAUUUAGGAAUUAAAGAUAUGUUACCUUUUGUAGUUACACAAUAUCAAAUAUCAUCAAUUGAAAGAGAUGGAAUAGUUAAUAAAUUUACAAUAUCAUUAUACGAUUUAGAAGUACCAAAGAAUAAUAGUAAUGUUCUUCGAUUUGAUAUUAACACACAACGAUUAGAAUUAUAUGACUCAAUUCAUUUUUUAACUUUAUGGAGUCAAUCUAUUAGUUUUAUUCCAAUGAAAGCUUUUAUUUAUCAUCGUAGAAGUAAUUUUUUAGAAGUGAUAAACAUUCAUUAUUCAUCAAUACAAAAUCAACAAAUUUAUUUAGGAAAUUUUGCUUAUGACAAUCAACAACAAGUUUAUUCUAUUGUUCCAGAUUAUCUUAAUGUUUGUUUUGAUACAGAAAAUGAAGUUACGAAUCAAAAGAAUAUGGAUAGAAAAAAUAAAAUGAGAUUUAGUGCAAUUUAUAUUGAUUCAUUAGAACAAGUAAAUGAUCAAACAAUAACUUCUAAAGAAUUUAAAUCAAUAACAAAAGAUGAAUUUAAUAAAUAUGAAGAUAUACAAAGUUAUAUUAAAGAAUUAAAACAAAACUCUACAAAAAUGAAAAGAAAAGAAGAUAUCCAACAAAAUAGUGAAACAACAUUUAUAUUAAUUCUUUCAUUAAUCACUGUGAUACUUGGAUUUAUUGUUGUUGUAAUGCUUGUUUAUAUUAAUUAUAUUCAAAAAGGAAUUAAUUCAUCUUCUCUUUCAAUUCAUAUGACACCAACUAAAUAUAUUCCUAAAGAUAUGAAUUAUAUUGGAGAACAAUUUAGUUGUUCUAAAAAAGUACUAGGACAUGGUAGUUUAGGAACAAUUGUAUUUGAAGGAACAGCAAAUGGAAGAAAAGUAGCAGUAAAAAGAAUGGUAAAAGAAUUUUAUUCAUUUGCUGAUAAUGAAAUGAAGAUUAUUAAUAUGACAGAUGAAAAACCACAUCUUGUUCGUUAUUAUGGUAGUUUUGAAGAUGAUAAUUUUGUGUAUUUGGCUAUCACAUUUUGUCCAUAUACUCUUGAUGAUUAUUUAAUUAAAUUAGAAGAAAUCGAAAAUGAAAAAGUUAAUGAAGAAAAAAAAGAAAAUAAUAAUUCAAAAAGAUUAAUGAAAUUAAAUAAAGAACGUGUUAGAUUAAUGAAAGAAUGUGCAAUUGGAGUUUAUUAUUUACAUUCAUUAGGAAUUGUACAUCGAGAUAUUAAACCAUUAAAUGUUUUAAUUGAUGAGAAUAGAGGGAUUAGAAUAACUGAUUUUGGAUUAGCAAAAAAAUUAGAUCCAUCUACAUCAUCUUUUAGUAAUUCUACUACUAAAGGAAGUAUUGGAUGGCAAGCACCAGAAAUGUUAGAUGAUAGUCCAAGAUUAUCAAAAGCAGUUGAUAUAUUUACAUUAGGAUGUUUAUUUUAUUAUAUUGCAACAAGAAAACAUCCAUACGGAGAUUCUCUUGUUAGACAAAAUAAUAUUUUAAAAGGAAUUUGUAUUAAAACAGAGUGUAGUUUUGAUAAUUUAUAUCAAAGUGAAUUUAUUGCAUGUUUUAAUGGAAUGAAUAAAAAAGUUCCAAAUGAAAGAAUUACUAUUGAAGAAGUACUUAGUCAUCCAUUAUUUUGGAAUUGUAAAAAACGAUUAGAAUUUAUUCAAAAAGUUUCUGAUAUUAUUAUUGCUGAUAAAAAUUAUACUAUUUCUAAAAGGCUUGAUAGUGCUGGUGUUGCUAUUCAAUGGGACAAAGAACUUUCUCCAAUUAUUUUACAGACAAUAAAUAAAUACCGUAUUUAUGAUUUUAAUCAUACAAUUGAUCUUCUUCGUGUAAUUAGAAAUGAGUCUCAUCAUUAUUAUACCCUUCCUCAAGAAGAAAAAGAUUUAUAUGGUACUUUCCCUGAUGGAUUUUAUGAAUAUUUCCAUUUUAAAUUUCCUUCUUUAUUUACUGUAUUAUAUUCAUUUAUAAAAGAAUUCUAUUCUCAUAGUGAUUCAUUAUCAGAAUUCUUUACUCCAGAUCUUUAA